AUGGCUUUACCUUGGAUCUAUCUUGUUCGGUUCUUUCAGAUCCUAUUUGGCCUGAUCGUGUUGGCCUUGACUGCUUAUGUUGUCAGCACCUUCAACGGAUGGUCAUAUUCCAGCACCGUGGACUUCAACCUAUUUCUGGGCUGCUGGACAACAUUCCUGGCCACUCCAUACUUGGCAGCGGCCCCGAUCUAUGCCCCACACCUCGCCCACCACUAUGUGAUGCCGGCCAUGGAGGUGAUUACAAUGAUAUUUUGGUUCGCGGGUUUCAUCGCCAUGGGUGCCCAACUGCCUCCGGCGGUCGGCUGCACCUGGAGCACUUGUCGCGCCCUCCAGGCAGUAACGGUGUUUGGAUCAUUUGAAUGGGCUCUUUUCAUGGUGACCACUUAUUUUGCCAUGAUCGACCUAAAGCAUCACCGCAACAGUGGUGAGAGUGCCCAAAAGACGCAUAAUGCCCAUCUGGGAGUCUAA
Penicillium odoratum is the source of this 468-nucleotide messenger RNA. Its product is annotated as MARVEL domain-containing protein. The transcript has 3 exons. Bases 1 to 468 code for a protein of 155 amino acids. The record is from RefSeq and is a predicted model, not a curated record. NCBI's taxonomy places the organism in Eukaryota, Fungi, Ascomycota, Eurotiomycetes, Eurotiales, Aspergillaceae. Gene Ontology annotation, cellular component: membrane.